UUCAAAGGUAAAGCAGGAAGGUCCUCUCGAUUAAUUACCGACGUCAUGAAGUGGUAGCCAUUUUUCCCACGAUUUUCUGCUACCACACGACCUGUCAAAUUUUUGUUGUUUUCGCAAACAACUUGAAUAGAUACAAAUAGCGAAUACUUGAUUGAUUAGAACAACGUAGUAUUGGAUCAGUGACGUAGCUUGGCUUUGCAACAACAUUUUGAUGUAUACUUGGAAUAUAAUAUCUGAAAUAUUAUAUGAUGAAACGAUAUGCGAAUUCUUGUUGAUCUCGAUUCAUCGAUUAUAGGAAACUUCCUUGUGUUCGAAUUUCCAAAUACUUGAUGCUGAAAUAUUUCUUUCAGGUGCCAGGUGCCUCGGAUCACAAUUCCUCAAAUUGUUGCUGCACAAAAACUUGGAUUUGGGUAGAGUAUUAUCUUGUAGACGCAAGAUGAAAGUCAAGCGAAGCAAGUCUCGAUCACCCGAACCCUCCAGUAGCAAUGAAUAUAAAAGGCCUAGGAUCAUUGAUUCUGAUCAAAAAAAUGAUGACCAGCUUGAAUCUAAUCUUCUCAACCUGUCGGACGACGUUUUAUUGAAUAUCAUGAAAUACUUGAAUCCGCAAGAUCUGAUGGCUCUGAGUCUCUGCUGUCAACGACUGGAGCAAGUAACACGUGAUAGAACACUGUGGAGUUCGGUUGAUUUUCGCAAGUCUCCAAUAAUGUUAGAGGACCUUGAAAAAUAUGUGAAAUUUUUUAGACCCUGGAUAACAAAACUCAGAAUACGAGGAAAUCUACAAUCCGAUAGAUAUCAAGGUCUAAGUCAAAGCUUUUUCACAGCUAUUGGUGAGAUUUGUAAUCGACUUAAAGAGCUGACCGUGGAAGAAUACGCGAUCGACGGGAACAAAAUACAAAUUACUGAUUUUCCAAAAAUGAUAGAGACUUUAUCGCUGAAAGGCUGUGAUCUUUAUCAUCUGCAAACCAACAAAUCCUACUUCUUCAAAAUGGAACUUCACAUGCCGAAUUUAACGUGUUUGAUACUAAGCAAUUGCGAGUGGUUUACACCGCAUUCUCUGAUGGUGAUCAGUAAGAUGCCUAAGUUGAAAGAACUCCGACUCGAUUCGUGUCAUCGUCUCAGCGAAUGCCUUGCCUAUGCGAGUCUGGCGACAAAAUUUGGUUUCAAAACCUUAGAGGUUCUUGACCUGCGAGAUACAGCAUUAGGAGACAGUGAAAUCAGCUGUUUCAAAAGCACGAAGACUUUGACACACUUAUAUCUAGAAUGCCCACCAAUGCUUAGAAAAGUUCGACGACCAUCAGAAGGCACACCUCCUCAUGAGCCGCCGAUGCAUCGACCAGUAUUUGAAGAUCACAAUCUAUUGCAGCUAUUAGUUGACGAAGGGAACUUGAUGCCUCGACAUAAUUUUGAGCUGUGUCUCAUAUCAGAUCGUGCUGUAUGCGCGUUGGGAAGUUAUGUAUGUGAUCAAAGAAUUCUAAAUAGUAUAGAGGGAAUGAUUUUUGUUGAGGAGGACAGACGCAUUGUCAAUAAUCCGAACCUUAAAGCGCUGGUUGUCAGAUAUUACCCACAGGUAACGAAUCAAAGUCUGGUACAUUUGGCAGCGAAUGCAUCGAGCCUCGAAUAUCUUGAUGUAACUGGCACUGCGGUUACCCAGGAGGGUGUUCAAACUUUUAGAUCACAAAAGCCUGGCGUCGAAAUAUUAUCAUCUUUCGAUGAGACCUGAUCUGAGGUAUUAAAAGUGUAAGCAUCAAAUUCAAAUGUCAGACAGAAUUUUAUACCAGUAACAUUGGAUUUUUUUUCGCAUAACGCGUAAAUAUUACAGAAUCAAAAUUAUGCAUUAAUAUCUGUUUGACGUAUGAUAAAUCGAAAAUAAAAUAAAAUUUAUCAUCGAUGUCCAAUGUAAGUACUUUACAUGUGGGGAAUUCCAGCUCAACUCAACCAUGCUCGAAACCUCAUGCUCUUCGAUUUUUUUUUAACAUUUUUUUGGUAGGCAGUACUACUCGAAGUAACUAAAAUCAAUUCUUUAAGAUUUUUUCCGAAAAAUCUGUCUUAGUUAUGACCUCCAUAAUUUUGAUGCCACUCAAAAUUGAGAUUUCUUCUAACGACAAUAUCUUCACAACCGACCAUCGUAUCAAAAAAUAUCAUCAGAUCAAAUUUACGUAUUUUAGAGUGAAAUCUUGAAAAAAAUUUAUUAUGGAAUUUUCAACUCCCCAUACCCAUACAAGCAGGAAACUACCCCUGGAAAGUGAACAAUCUGGCUAACAGGUCUUUCAACCCUUUGAAAUUGGUUUUGGUUACUUCGAGUAGUACUACCUACAAAAAAAAAUAUUAAACAAAAAUCGAAUACCAUGAGGUUCCGAGCAUGGUUUAGUUGAGCCGGAAUUCCCCAUAUAUUAUACAUUUUCAAAUAUCUAAGCUAUGGUGCAUUGAAUUCUUUUUUUUUUACUAUUAAAUUAAAUGAUAAUUCAUAUUAAUAUAUUGUAAAUGGUAAUUAAAAGAUUGAACUGCAAUGACAAGAAAUGAUCUUGAUGAUACAAUCGAUUGUCAACAAUAAUAAUUUGAUGCACAUUAUUUAUUCACCAAGAACUCGUGCGUAUGCGAAACAUAAGGAGAUAUUCAGAAUUUCUUUUAUCGAAAAUACCUAUAUGAUUUUUGUUAUUCUUUUGGAAUCUUAAUUAUUUGGAUUAUGAAAUUAUCGGAUAUUGACCAAAUGUUAUCGUCUGUGUGCUAGUGUGUUUAGCAAUAGAAUACUUCGUUCACAUUGCGCUUGUAUUAAAACAUUGUCAAUUUCAAUAUUACUAUCAGUACCAUUGUUGCAUCGAACAAGUUUUUGUAUCUGUAAACAAUAAAUUGUACUUUUUUCAAAGGCAAAGGUAA
This is a messenger RNA of Athalia rosae (coleseed sawfly), 2874 nucleotides long. RefSeq lists its product as uncharacterized. The coding region runs from base 437 to 1720 and encodes 427 amino acids. The transcript is spliced from 10 exons. The record is from RefSeq and is a predicted model, not a curated record. Gene Ontology annotation, molecular function: protein binding. Gene Ontology annotation, biological process: SCF-dependent proteasomal ubiquitin-dependent protein catabolic process. Gene Ontology annotation, cellular component: SCF ubiquitin ligase complex. NCBI's taxonomy places the organism in Eukaryota, Metazoa, Arthropoda, Insecta, Hymenoptera, Athaliidae.